This is a messenger RNA of Schistosoma intercalatum, 2927 nucleotides long. Lineage: Eukaryota; Metazoa; Platyhelminthes; Trematoda; Strigeidida; Schistosomatidae. The record is from the annotation of a GenBank genome assembly.
GCUUUUUCGUAUACUGCGUUACAAUGCAGUCGGUGUUCACCUCACAAGUCGUAUUCUCAAAAAGUUACUAGGUGCAUUGAUCAGUCCCUUAUUUCGUCGUUGGAAUGGAGAAAGAAAGAAUAAAAAGUGUAAUCGAAUUCUUCUCUACUCCAUUGGAUGAAGAGGAGCUAGUCGAUGGAGAAAGUAAACCCGAUGAACUGUACACCCUCUGUGAUGAUCCCAUGCAAGUACCCAUCAAACUCAUCGAUGAACAACUAAGGUUCGUUAAUCUUGCAACAGUUCAAGACCUUUUUGUUGACAAUUCAGGAUUUCUUGUUGUUGGCGCCAUUGGUUUACAGGUAACCAGAGAUAUUUUGAUUUUCUCGUGAAUUUAGGGUUCAGGUAAAUCGUCUGUGUUAAAUAUUUUGGCGAAUUGCAUUUCUGACGGUUGUGGAGUUUUUGAUGGUCCUUUUAAUAUUCAAACUCUCAAGGAUGUGGUAACUAACAGCCCGUGUACUGCUGGUAUUAACUUAUAUAUUACACAAGAUCGUGUAAUUCUUCUGGAUGCCCAAGUAACUUUUCUGUUUAAGUUGAAUGUAUAGGCUGUGAUCCGUAUUUGUGUUUUCGUUGUAUGUAUAAAUCUUGCAUUUUUAAAUUGCUGUUAAGUGACUAACUAAUCAAAAUAUGGCGCUAGUACGAAUGUAGUGGUCGUUUUCUGUCAAACUAAAUAUCUCAGUGGUUCAAAUAUUUGUUAAUGCAGGGUUUUUGUACUAAAUUGCGCUACUCAUAUUUCCUCUUGGACACCCAUAUAUUUUCAGUAAUUAAUGCAUUUGCUACGGUAAAGCUGGGAGUGAUUAGUUUAUUUAUCUGAUUUAUUCAACGCACAAUUAAUGGCACAUGUGGGUACCAAAAAACAAGUGUGCAGCACACUGAUAAGAGAAUCAAACCAUGAAGUAAUGUAUUCUCCUCCUUCCUAUGGUAAUAAGAUAAAAUAUCAAACUUUUAUGAUAGAUAUGUUAUAAUCUACUCAUUAUAACUUAAAGAUUGUUAUUCUUAACUGUAUUUCCUUUAUAAUGUUCUUUUUUGUUAGCCUCUUCUUUCAUUUGCACUUACCAACUAUCACACUCACUUGGUUGCUACUGGUAAUAUAACAUCGUCCUCGAGUACUCAUCCAGGGCUUUCGUCUCUUACAGGUCCUGGUAAUUGGAACAUGGAUAUUUGGGCUGAAAUGGCUUCUAUGCAGAUUGUCGCCUUUUUAAUAAAUGUAUGCCAUGUUGUACUUGUUGUCAGUGAUAAUUUAACUACUGCUUCAACUCAGUUACACCGGCUUAUCGAUAGAGCAAUAGGUCUUAAACCAACUGUUUUUACACCGAAUGCCAUGCCAAUCCAUGCACUACGUGGUCGUCAACAUUCUGAUAUACAUAACAAGUCAUCAGAUAAUAAUAAGAAUUGUACAGAUAUAAAAAAAUUGACAACUAGUGUACAAGGUUUACAAAUUUCUAAUGUAAAUAAAACUAAUCCAUCUAUUAUCAACAAAGAUAAUAAAAGUUUAGAAGUUGAAGAUGUUGAUAUUUUAUCUUUGUCUGAACAACAACAAUUUAUUGGGAAUUAUUCUACAUCAAAUAACAUUCUUGGACAAUAUCUUCAUUCUAUUGAAGCUGAGUCUAAAGACGUUACAAAUGCAAUCAAUCGACUAAUAAAUUUAACUGAUUAUUCAGCCUCAUUAAUUCAUGUAUAUAAUCAGGCCCCAGCAGCUGCAUUUCUUGACCCGGUUAUGUGUGAAAAAUUAGAUAGGUAUAGGAAUAAAAUACUACCACUUAUGUACCCAGAGUACAGAAGGUUAGUAUCACUUGUUACUGUUGGUCCAAGAAUUUUAUCCGCUCACCUUCAGUCACGAAAUCGUGAUCAACCUACAACUGCACGUCAAAACUCUGCACAAAAUGAUACUCCUACUGAAAUAAAUCGAAACACUACUGACGUAAAGCUAACUAAAAACAGUUCAGAAAAUCGUUUAGUCCCUGACAAUUUUAUCGCCCAAAAUUAUUCAGGUUUUCUUGAUACUCAGGAAAAUUCUGUCUUACCUACUCCAUCAGGACUUUCCGAACCGUCCUCAGUUUCAUCAGACAAAGGACUUGCAUCACCACAAAAGCCUUCGAAUAUCAGCGCAGAAACGUUGACUUCAGUAGAAGUUGAUAAUGAGUCAAAACCUAAUCCAACCCACUGUUUAACUUCAUUAAAUACAAUUCAAGAAAAAUCAAAACCUUUUUCUGGUGAAAAACCUGAUGGGUACAUUCCCUUGGAUAACAAUAAUAGUAAUAAUUGUGUUAAAAAAUUUGGCCUAUCGGAAUCAGAGAUAGUAUCGCAGUGUUGCAAUGUUUUGCAUAAUGUAGAAGAUGAACUCAAUUCUGUUUUAAAACACACUAACUUAUCCGCUGGUGUAGACCAUCACAAGAAGAUUGUAGAGAAACGAUCAGGAAUAUUACCGGUCGAAGGUCAGCUCCCUGAUAAUGAUUUACUUCAUAUACCUGGUAUUGAUGGUGAGAAGUUGAAUGCCAGUCUUGUUCAAAUGUAUCAUGAUGUACAGACUACUAGAUGUAAAUUUUUCGAUGUUCAAAAGCGAUUAGAUCAACCAAGAUUAUUCUUGAUACCAGAAGUUGACGAUGAAGGACACUCACCAUUAGGGUGUCCAACAUACUUAACAUCAGCCCGUAUCUUACAAGAAGCUGUUUUCUCUACACCUCGACAGCAUAUGAUGCCUAAUUUUACAGAGAAGAAAUGGAUAACAUAUGUUCAUAAAAUGUGGGAAGCUGUAAUACAUUCCCCUUUGUUCCUCGAUUAUCAUUCCGUUCGGAUGAAUCAGAUUUAAGUGUUGCUACUUUUGAAAGACUGUUUAAUACUAUAUUUUAUUGCAGUAAUUUAUCUUUACAUGAAAUAUAAUUACACUUUUU